Messenger RNA from Nymphaea colorata (pocket water lily), 16649 nucleotides. RefSeq names its product midasin. Bases 109 to 16377 code for a protein of 5422 amino acids. Gene Ontology annotation, molecular function: ATP binding; ATP hydrolysis activity. The transcript has 78 exons. Gene Ontology annotation, biological process: rRNA processing; ribosomal large subunit assembly. The record is from RefSeq and is a predicted model, not a curated record. NCBI's taxonomy places the organism in Eukaryota, Viridiplantae, Streptophyta, Magnoliopsida, Nymphaeales, Nymphaeaceae. Gene Ontology annotation, cellular component: nucleus; preribosome, large subunit precursor.
UAAAGAGACCCAGACAGCAACGUCCGUCGUCUCUGAACCGUAACGAGCUCCUCCGCUUCUUGAACUCCUUACAGCAGCAAAGAGAAGUGAAGAGAACCGAGUCUAGGAAUGGCGGACGAACGGCGUCGUCUUCUCCGCAAAGCGUUAGACAGGCUAAUCGCUCGCUGCGUCCCUCUUCAAUCCGAUCAGAGAUUCGUUGCUCUCUUGCAGAAGCAGGGGGUGUCGCUCGAGGAAGAGGAAGUGUUGGAAGCGGUGACGGAUAUCUUUUUGGACCCGGAAUUUACACUCCCUGUACUGGGAUGCUUUCGGGCCUUCACGCGAAGAAUUGUCGCCAGAGUGCUUGAACUUCUCCGUCUUAUGCAUGAACGUUCGGGGGAGAUGAUGGAUAUCGACGGCGGGGAGGGCCGUGGGUUCCAAUUCUAUUUUAGAAGCGGUUGGAGCCUGCGACUACAUGAGUUUGCGGUAUUUGCUUUUGGAAGGAGCCUGGCAUUGGCUCCAUUCGUCUUAGGGUCAAUAUUAAAUUAUUUCCAAUUUGCUCCUCCUCCCUUUGAAUGCCUCAGACAAAGUUCUUUUGCUGCUACAUGUCAGGAUACAGCUCACUUGCUAAAUGUCAUUCGAGCAUCCUACCGCCUCCUUGAACUAGAGCCUCAUGUUUUCUCUGGGCUAUGGGACUGGUCUUGUGUCCAAGACCUACUUCAUUGGUCUGAAAUCAUUGAACCAAGCGAAGGUUCAGAGGAGGAAAUUUUGGACAUUAGAUGGUGCUGCAUACAAGUAUUAUCAGUUAUCCUGAGAAUGAGUGAUAGACCAAGCAAAAACCUGGGUCUCACCACCAACAUUGGUCUUGGAUGCUUUCUCCGUUGGGAGGAUUUUUGUCAGGAUAUCUCAAUUGAAAAGGCUGGAUGGCUUAUGGAAGAAAACAAAGAGGAGGACACGGGGACCUCAAAUGACAACGAUACUCUGUGUGAUAAGCUUUCUCUUUACAACUCUCUGAUAACAUCAGACGGCCACGGCCAUGAUAUCCUAAGAGUGGGUAUCACUCAAAAUAGACGUUUCAGCAACACAAUCUUGCCGUUCAUCCUAACUUCAACCAUGAAAAGGAGUUUUGACUCGGCUUUGCUGGCACUAAGUCAAGAAUGGCCCGUUCUUCUCCAUGGUCCUAUAGGUUCAGGGAAGACUGCUUUAAUUAAUGAAAUGGCACGAGUUGCUGGCAAGAGAGAUGUCCUUUUUAUUUAUACUGAUGAUCAGAUGGAUGUAAAAACAUUGCUUGGAAGUUAUGUAUGCACUGAGUCUCCGGGUGAGUUCAAGUGGCAACCUGGUUCACUCACUCAGGCUGUCCUCAAUGGGUUCUGGGUUGUAUUUGAAGAUAUUGACAAAGCACCAUCAGAGAUUCUGUCUGUUAUUGCACCAUUGUUAGAGAGUCGAAAUUUAUUCAUUGGCAGUCAAGUGGAGACUGUUAGUGCAGCCAAAGGAUUCCAGUUAUUGGCAACAGUAUCAAGUUCAAGAAUUGAUUUCUGCAAUAAUAUAAAAGGAAGGAGCCCCUUGAGUGGUCAUUGGAGAAAAGUUUCAGUUGAGGCUGCUAGUAACGAGGACAUGUUAGAUAUUGUGAAGAAAUGGUUUCCAAGUCUACAACAUAUUACUCCAAAAUUGAUAGACACCAUGGAGAAGGUCAACACCAUCAUAUCAGCACAACAUGGAGGCUAUAGCCUUGGGGUUGCAGGUUCAGGUGGUACAUUUUGCAGGUUUUCGUUAAGGGAUCUCUUGAAGUGGUGCCAGAGGAUUAUGGAUCAAGGUACUAGGAUUUAUGGGCUUACAUUGUCAGAUUCUCAACUUAAACACAUUUAUCAAGAGGCUAUAGAUGUAUUUGCUUCAUCAAUAACAUCUCCUGAAAGCAGGCUCUUGCUAAUGAAAGAAAUUGGAAAGAUGUGGGUUGUACCUCAAGCUGAAGUGGAGUAUUUGCAGAGGCAUCACAAGCCUGCGUUUCAGAAUGUUAAGUCAGAUUUGCAAAUUGGCCGUGUCAUUCUUGAAACUUUCCAAGAACCGUUGCAAGAUUAUGGACGCAAGUUCGUCAAUAUUGGAAGUUCCUUGCGCAUUCUUGAAAAGGUGGCUGGCGCUGUUAAGUAUAAUGAGCCUGUUCUUCUUGUUGGUGAGACUGGAACGGGGAAGACCACACUUGUACAAAUUCUUGCAGCACGAUUGGGAAUGCCGUUGACUGUUCUGAAUUUAAGCCAGCAGACAGAUGCUGCUGAACUUUUAGGUGGCUUCAAACCAGUUGAUUCACAUUCUACAUGUAUCACUCUGCUGAAGGAGUUCAAUGACCUAUUCUCAAGGACAUUUCCGGUGCAGGAGAACAUUAUGUUUCUUCAGCGUGUUAGAAAAUAUGCAAAUGAAAAGAGGUGGAGUAAACUCUUGAAUGCAUUUCAGAAAGCUGUCAGCGCGUUUAAGAAACCAUUAGGUCAAAUUGACGAACCUGAGAGUUUUAAAAAGCGGAAAAGAUCACUGGGAAAAGACAUUGUCCAGCGCUGGAUGUCUUUUUCUAUAAGGGUGAAUUCUGCUAUGAAGCAAACUACGUCUACUUCUUCCAUGUCAUUUUCUUUUGUGGAAGGGGCAUUAGUAAAAGCUCUGAAAAAUGGCUCCUGGAUUUUGCUGGAUGAAGUUAAUUUGGCUCCACCAGAGACGCUACAGAGACUUACUGGCGUUCUGGAAGGUGGAGACGGUACCCUUUGCUUGGCAGAAAGGGGGGAUAUUGAGUACAUACACCGGCAUCAUAACUUUCGGAUUUUUGCGUGCAUGAACCCUGCAACUGAUGCAGGAAAAAGAGAUCUACCUUUUUCCAUUCGUAGCAGGUUUACUGAAAUUUUUGUAGAUGACAUGUUAAGUGAUGAAGAUCUGGACAUGUUUGUAGCUCAAUAUAUUGAAGAUGUGCAGUUUAUAGAGAAACCAAAUGUGGACAUUGUGAAGAAUAUUUCAAAUUUUUAUAGAGAAUGCAGGAAGCAAUCAGAAGAAAGGUUGUUUGAUGGGGCUGGUCAAAAACCACAGUUUAGUUUGCGUUCUCUUGCCCGUUCCAUGGAAUAUACAAAGUUAGCGUUACCAAAGUUUUCAUUUGAGAAGGCCCUAUAUGAUGGCUUUUGUAUGUUUUUCCUGACGUUGCUGGAUCACCAUAGUGCUAAAAUCAUGCAUGACAUCAUUAUGUCAAUUUUGUUGAAGGGCCUGGGGAAAAAGCCUCAAGACAUUCCGUUCAGUUAUUAUUGCAGCAACAAACAAGCACUUGAAGCAUCAUCAUCUGAUCUGUUCUGCAAACAUUAUGUUUUGACAGAAAGCAUCAAGGGGCACCUUAAUUCCCUUGCACGUGCUGCCUUUGUUCGUAGGUAUCCUGUCCUCUUGCAAGGCCCAACAUCAAGUGGGAAAACUAGUCUUGUUCGGUAUCUUGCCACAAUUUUUGGCCACAGAUUUGUUCGUAUCAAUAAUCAUGAGCAUACGGAUCUGCAAGAAUAUUUUGGUUCUUAUGUUGCAGAUACCUCCGGGAAACUCGCUUUUCAGGAGGGCAUUCUAGUUGAGGCUGUUCGUAAGGGUUAUUGGAUAGUUCUGGAUGAGUUAAAUCUUGCACCAUCAGAUGUGUUAGAAGCUCUAAAUAGAUUAUUGGAUGACAACAGGGAGAUCUUUUUGCCAGAGUUGCAGGAAACGGUUAAGCCACAUCCAGACUUUAUGCUCUUUGCUACUCAAAAUCCUCCCAUUUCCUAUGGUGGACGUAAGGUUCUUUCUAGAGCUUUUCGCAAUCGGUUUCUAGAGAUUCAUGUUGAUGAAAUACCUGAAGAUGAGUUGAUUACCAUAUUGGAGCAUAGAUGUGAAAUUCCAAGAAGUUAUUCAAUUAAGAUGGUUAGCAUUAUGAGAGAUCUGCAGCGUCACAGGCAGGGAAGCAAAGUGUUUGCUGGAAAACUUGGUUUCAUAACACCACGUGACUUGUUUCGAUGGGCUGACCGUUUUAGAAAGUUUGGUGUAGAUUUAGCAAAGGAUGGUUACUACAUUUUAGCUGAAAGGUUACGAGAUGAAAGUGAACAAGAAGUAGUGAAAGAAGUUUUGAAGAAACAUCUCCGCGUUGAAAUAAGCAAAGAUGUACUAUAUUCAGCUGAAUCUUUAGCGUUCCCUGUUGAACCAAGUAAAAGCUUACAAGUGUCACCAAUCGUUGGCAAGAUUACCUGGACCCGUAGCAUGCAGCGAUUAUAUUUUCUUGUUGAACGUUGUUAUCAAAUGAGGGAGCCUGUUCUUCUUGUUGGAGAAACUGGCAGUGGGAAGACGACUAUAUGUCAACUGCUAAGUAAUGUUUUGGGUUCACAGUUGCAUAUUCUGAAUUGUCACAGGUACACUGAGACUUCUGAUUUUCUUGGGGGUUAUUAUCCAGUUCGUGAGCGUGCCUGGAUUGCAUCUCAAUUUAGCAAUGUCAUUGAGAGGAUGAAGCUCAUGAAGACUUUCAAUGGGAUUAAAAUGAUUGCUUCUUUAUCUCCAGAUGUUGGGAAUGCUCAAUCCACUUUGGCUGCACUUGAUCAUCUUAGAAAUUCCUUGGAGGAUGCUGGUGCUUGUUCUGGUAUGGUUGGAGAAGACAUUAGGAUGCUGGAGCAAUUUAAGCUUGAACUAUCGGAUCUCCAUAGUAAAUGGAAAUCAUUAUUUGCUUGGAAGGAUGGACCAUUGGUUCAGGCAAUGAAGAAUGGUGAUUUAUUUCUUGUGGAUGAAGUAUCUCUUGCUGAUGAUAGUGUGCUUGAAAGAUUGAACAGUGUUAUGGAGCCUGAGAGAAAAUUGGUUUUGGCUGAGAAAGGAGGCUCCAUGGUGGAAGAAAUAACCGCACACAGGAAUUUCUUCCUUCUUGCUACCAUGAAUCCAGGUGGUGAUUUUGGAAAGAAAGAACUUUCUCCUGCUCUGCGGAAUCGUUUCACGGAGAUAUGGGUUCCACCAACUAAUGACCUAAAUGAGCUUAGGGGCAUCGCUGAAAAAAGAUUCUCUAGGCCUGAACUCUUGUAUCUUGUGCAGCCAUUAUUGAGUUUCUGGGAAUGGUUUCAUGAACUGCAAAUUGGAAGGGUUCUGACCAUAAGAGAUCUCUUGUCUUGGAUUGAUUUUGUCAAUGUAGCUGAGCAAGAUCUUGGAUCCAUCUAUGCUUUCAUUCAUGGUGCAUUCCUUGUGUUGCUUGAUGGGCUCACCUUAGGAACAGGAAUUUCAAAAUCCAUGGCGCAACAAGUGAGAGAGAGUUGUCUGGCUUUUCUUGUGAAGGAGCUUGAGGUUUAUACCUCCAGUCCUCUGGAUGCCAAAGUUGCUGAAAUUGGAAGCUAUGCAUGGGGUAACAAUGGCGUUGCAGAAAAUGUGGCAGUCAGGAAUGAGGCUAAAUCACCUCAUCUGUUUGGAAUUGAUCCUUUCUACAUUGUGAGAGGUGACAAGAACUUUAAAGGUGAAAAUUUUCAAUUGUUGGCACCAACUACUGCUAGAAAUGCCUUACGUGUUCUGCGGGCAAUGCAGCUUCCAAAGCCAGUGUUACUGGAAGGAAGUCCAGGUGUGGGGAAGACCAGCUUAGUGGUUGCUCUUGCUAACUUGUCGGGGCAUAAUAUUGUCAGAAUAAACCUAUCUGAAGAAACGGAUAUUAUGGAUUUAUUGGGAUCAGAUCUACCUGUUGAUGGUGAAACAGGAAUUCAAUUUGCUUGGUCUGAUGGGAUACUUCUCCAGGCUAUAAAGAGUGGAUCUUGGGUUCUGUUGGAUGAACUCAAUUUGGCUCCUCAGUCUGUGCUUGAGGGUCUAAAUGCAAUAUUAGAUCACCGGGCUGAAGUUUAUAUUCCAGAACUGGGGCUUACCUUCAAGUGUCCACCUACCUUUAGGGUUUUUGCAUGUCAAAAUCCAACAUAUCAGGGUGGUGGCAGGAAAGGCCUUCCAAGGUCUUUUCUGAAUCGCUUUACCAAGGUUUAUGUGGAGGAACUAGGCGUAGAUGAUUAUUUUUUUAUUUGUAAUUCACUUUUCCCAUCCAUUCCAAGACCACUGCUUUCCAAGCUGAUUACCUUUAAUAAUCGUCUUUAUGAAGAUACUAUGGUACACUCUGCUUAUGGUCAGAGUGGCAGUCCAUGGGAAUUCAAUCUGCGGGAUGUCCUCCGUGCAUGCCAGCUUCUUGAAGGUUCUCCUUCCACAUCGAGGGCAGAUUGCUUUCUUAGUGUUGUUUACCUGCAAAGAAUGCGUACAGUAGAUGACCGCAAACAAGUUAUGAAGCUCUAUGAGGAAGUUUUUGGGGAUAAGCCUUACAUAUCUGCAUUUCCGAUGGUUCAAAUCAAUGAGCAAGAACUUAUUGUUGGUGGAGCAUGCAUAAGUAGAAAACACUUUCAACCAGCAAAAGUUUCUAAGACUCCACUUCAUCUGUUGCCUGGGAUGCGCCACAGCUUAGAAUCUGUAGUGCACUGCGUUAAGCAAGGAUGGUGUUGUAUUUUGGUUGGCCCACCCUCCUCUGGAAAAACAUCACUUGUCAGAUUACUUUCUGAACUCACAGGCAAUACGCUACAUGAAUAUAGUCUAUCAUCUGCAACUGACAUGUCUGAAUUGCUUGGCUGUUUUGAACAGUACAAUGCCUUGCGCCAUUUGCAUUCUACCAUUGUUGAAAUUGAAAGGUACAUAAACGAGUUUUGCAGCUCAUAUUUUGAUGGUGACAGUAGAGAUCCAGAGAUUGAAUUGAGCUUUGUCAAGAAGUGGCUCCAAUUGCUACCUAGUACAAAGUCAUCUUCUGUUUCAGGUCACCAUUCUUUUCUUGGAGAUCCAGGCUACAUAAAUUCAUUAAUUGAGAUUGGUACAGAGGUCCAUAUCAACCAGGAGAAAUUGCAUUUACCUCUAUCUUGGUCAGUUGAAGAACUUAAUUCUGCAAUCAAAACCAUAUCUGAUUCAAAGGCAACGUGUGCAUCAAAAUCUUUUUCAGGGAAGUUUGAGUGGGUUGUAGGAGGGUUGAUCAAGGCAGCUGAGCGUGGGGAAUGGGUAUUGCUGGACAAUGCAAAUUUAUGUAAUCCCACGGUUCUUGAUAGAAUCAAUUCAUUGUUGGAGCCACAGGGGACAAUUACUGUCAAUGAGCGUGGCCUUGUGAAUGGUAAGCCAAUGGUUGUCCGAGCUGACAGUGGCUUCCGCCUGUUUCUUACAGUAGACCCAAAUUAUGGGGAGGUAUCCAGGGCAAUGAGAAAUAGAGGAAUCGAAGUGUUUUUGUUGCAGCCUUACUGGUUGGCUUCUGAACUUGAGGCUGGUUGUGAGGAGAAGUGCUUUGAGCUGGAGGAUGUGAAGAGGUUCUUGGUAUUAUCUGGCAUUCCUUGUUAUAAGGUGAUUAAUGCUAUGGCUAGAGCACACCUAUAUUUCAAAGCAGAGGGCACAAAUUUUGGAUUAUAUAUUUCCUUUUUGGAGCUAUCAAAGUGGGUCUACUUGUAUCAAAAACUCCUUAUGAAUGGUAGUGACAACAUGCAGAGUUUGCUUCUAAGUAUGGAACAUGUAUAUCUGUCUUCUUUUGGAUCUUCAGCUGGGAAGGACAUUCUCAUGCAUUCAGCGUCUUUAUACCUUAAGGAUCUGGAUGCAAAAGUGUUUGACACAUUAUUUGAGUCUUCUUUAUCUAUGCCAGGAGGAUGGCCAUCACCAUUAAACACUCCUAGUUACCUCUGGUACCCGAAACAAGCUUAUGUUAAAGGAAACUGCAUGUAUGUAGAAUUUCUUGCUUCUCAAUUUGCUUCAUAUUGUACUUUGACCUCGAUGCCGCCUGCCCUUGUUAAGAUGCAUCCACAAAUCCUUUCUCGUAAGCAUUUAUUAUUAAUGUUGUUUCCAGCAUCAUCUGAGCAGCUGAAAGCUUACAAAGUUCCAAAUUUGGACUUAGGUCUAGUCGAGAAGAUGCUUACAUUUGCGGCUAACUGGGCAAUUGAACAAGCAACUCUGGAUGAUGUUGAUUUAUAUGUCAUGUGGUUUAGAUAUCAUGCUUCAAAAUUUGAACCAUAUUGUCAUUUUCUCAACUGCUUUGUAAGUGUAUUAGAGAAGAUGAUUGCACAUCCAAUUUGGUCGGAGGUCAUUGCAUGUCAUGAACAGAUUACUGUUGAUGUGAGAACCACACCACUACUGUCAGUGAAGGUCUUAGAGUUGAAAGCAUCAAACGAAGUGAAAAAACGUUUUCUCAAUGCAAUUCGAGGUGUCCGCUUACUGCAGCUUAGUUUUCUGCAAUGGGAACGUGAAUGCAUAGAUGCACUCCCAGAACCAAAGAGCGAAAUUUUAUCCAUACCAGGGAAGUCCUGCUACCCAAUGUGGCGUUUCCAUUCCUACAUCUUACCUGUGUUUGAUUCUCUGAAGAGGCUGGAAGUGAGAGUGCUUGAUGCAAUGCUUAUCUCUCCUUGCUUUGGUUUCCUUCAACAAGUGUAUGCUAAUAUCAUUGAUAACCAUAUAUCAUUCUGGAAACAUAUUAACUCAAACCAGUCCAAAGACAUGGUUAUCUCUUGGCAUUCGCUUAAGAAGGAAACAGAAAAACUCCAUGAACAAUUUCCUGAAGAAGUCAACGGAUUUAUGGCUGCAGGCAGGAAUUUGGAUCAGGCACCUCACUGGAACUGCAAUUUUUCCAUCUCUACAUUCUGGAAGCAUGGAGGGCACCCGGUUAUGCCAUCCUCUCUUGGUGUCUUUCAUCAGAUGCAACAAUUGUUAGGAUUUUGCAAUAAAAACUGGUUCUUAGGUUGUGAUUCAGAGGAGGAUUCCUUAGUUGAAGCUAUAGUUUUCUCAAGUACAGAAUUCCGCUUACUGGUGGUGCAGGGUCUAUCAAUGGCCUAUUUACUUACAAGCAAAGGUGGGGAAGGUGAGGAUGACAUCAUUCGUGGCCUCACAGAUAUUUAUCUGAUGCUUUUCCAAAGAUUUGAGUCGGAGAAGAAUGUCAUUCGAUUAUCUUUAUUAUCACCUGUUGGAAGUUCCAGUUCCAAGUUGAUGGUGAAAACAUCAGCUUGUUGUUCGUGGUUCAGCAAUACCCUAUGCUGUAAACCUGUCUUUAAGAGCUGGAUGGAGACUCGUCCUUUGCCGAACUGCAAAAGUUUGUACCUUGAUAUGGAUGUGCUUCAGAGAUUAUUUGAUAUUUUUUUAACAGAUUUGAAAGGCCGAGUCGAGCUUACACAUGUAUCCAAACGUCUGCAAUAUGUGGUUGACUUCUCAUUGAAGUUUUCUUCAAGGCUGCCAGGAGAUUUUUCACCACACCAGAGCAUAAUUUGGAUUCUUGAUAAUUGGUCUUCAGCAGAUUAUGGGAAACUCUCUUGUAUGAUUCUUGAACUAUGGUUUCGAUGGCAUUCUUCCUUGUGGACCUAUAGCCAGAAAGAUUGUUUGGGUUGUAACAACUAUGAAUUUGGGAACAUAGUGCCCCACAUGUUCUUACAUCCAAUAAUGAUUGCAGCUGAUGAUCAGCUUCCUGCAAAUGAAGUUCUCAUCAAGGAUUAUGCAAGCCAUUGUUUUCAACGUAGAGUUUCUUCUGGAUAUCUUUGGUAUCAUGGUUUUCCAAGGAACAACAUGAUGACUCUGCUUCAUUCUUCUGUUUUCUUCCUCUUACAUCAGGUUAUAUUGGCACAUAAAAGUUCUUUCAAGGAAGAGGAUUUUGAUAAGAUCAAGUCACUUACGUUUUCUGAUGAAAAUGGUUGUUUGAAGGGUGAACAAUGUCAAAGCCUGGAAGAACUGAUGGUACUUCUUGAAUUGUCAAGUGAUGGGGUGCUGAGAACAUUAGUUGGUAGAUGCAUUGAACCUUUGCUCAAGUAUUUGUGUUCUGCAAAUACACCUGAGGGUUCUCUUUCUGAGCUUGGUCAUGCUUGGUUGCUGAUCGGGGUCUUGCAUUUCCGGCUUCUUGUUUUACCAAAUGCACCCGAUCCUGUCACCAGAUAUGGUUGCAAGUUAUCUCAGAUAACAGAAAAUAUUUCACUAGUUGAAUGUGAGAUAAAGGUGCGACGAGAGAGUGACUUUUUAGUUGGAACCAAUUGUAAAGAAGCUAAUAAUUGGCUGAAAGAAAGCCUAGCUGUUCUGAAGGAGAAACAGGCGAAGCUGCAGAAGAAGGUUGUGUUUCGUCCUGAACCAAGCAAGUAUAAUGUUCUAAAAUCUCAUUGUGAUUCCUUCUUGGAUGAGGUUUUGCUCAUGGGAUUGGCACAGGAGCUUGACUCAGCAUUCCCACGGUUAGAACAAACCCUCAAUAAGGUUUCCAACUGGCAGGAAACAUCUUCCUGCUUUCUACGACAUCUUUUGGAAGAAUAUGCUUCCUACACUGAUCUAAUCCAGCCUAUCCAAGUUGCAAUUUACGAAAUGAAAUUGGGACUGUCGAUGCUUGUAUCAAAUGCUUUGGAGAAACAAUUGCUGAAUAAAAUAGACGAGACUGCUGAUAGGAUGCGAGUUUGGAAAAUGCUUCAUUUUCUCAUGGCAUUUCCUGGCGUUGGAGAAGAAAACAUGAAUACUUCGAGUAUGGAACCUGGUGUAUAUGCCACAGAGUGGAUAACAGAGGAGGAUGUGAACUUCUUGAAGAAGUUGUCGAAUGUUUCAAGUGAUGUCCCAGUUCUGGAGUUAAAUGUGACUGUCAAUCAGAUUUAUUUAGCACAUGUAGCAAACUAUGUUAGAAGUUCAUUAAUUAUGGAUAAAGCUUCGAUCAAGAUCAUGGAUAAAAUAUUUGACCAAUUUGCGGAACUGUGGAUUAAAAUGAAAGUUCAAGCAAAGGAAAGGGUUGAUAGUGAAUCUAAAAUUUACAAAUUCAAGCCUUAUGCCUUUAAGAUCAGAAGCAUUUUGGAUGUAGAUGUUUCAAGUCUAAGAACUAUAAGCACCGAGGAAGAUUGGUCUUUUGACUGGCAGGACAUGCUGUUUGACCCUGAACAUGGAGAGGAGGAAAUUCUAGAGAAUGAUUGGAGUCGCAUUGAAGAGCCACUUCUUAAGAAUGUGGUGCAGGUCCACAGUCAAUUGUUUGGAUCACCCCAGCUUGUUAGCUGCCCUGGCAGAGUUGAGGUCAGCGUUCAAGACAGAGUAGAUUCAUUUAUGCUAUCCUACGGGUUUGGAAGGAGGAUUUUGAAUGGAUUACCACCUUCCUUGCCGUCAAAGUUAGAUGCACACAUUAUGUUGGGACAUCUGUUUCACACGUGUUUGAAAUCAAAUGAAUAUGCUGAUCCGGCCCUCCAGCCUUUUAGGCCCUAUAAUUUUUACAAGGAUCCAAAUGCUCCUCAGUUGGUUCGUAUGGUCAAGCCACUUGCAUCUCUCCAUGAUUGGGUGUUGGAUCUUUUGAGGGAGCACCCUGACCAACCGGCCCUUGAGCAAAUCUGCAAAACAUUAAAGAUGCUUAUAGACAUUCCACUAAGUACACCCUUAGUGCAGGUACUCGUCAUGUUGCAAUUUUUGCUUGGUCGGUUUCAAUCUUGGGAAGAAAAUACUUUAAAAAUUCCAUCUAUCACUGCUAAGGUGCAACCAAUCUUUUUCCUUGUUUCUGAUUGGCUGAGGAUGGAGUCUGAUAUGUGGCCUGGAUUGCUUGAUGAUGUCCAACGGAAAUAUGAAUCUGCUGCUGGAAAGCUUUGGUUUCCCCUGUAUUCAAUCAUUUAUCAAAGUCCUUCCAAGUCUGCUGAGGAUGAUGGUGAAUCUGCAAUUAAUGUUCUGGAGGAGUUCAUAGAAACAUCAAAUGUUGGUGAAUUUAAAAGUCGUCUUGAGCUUCUGCUUGCAUUUCAUGGGCAGAUCAAUAUGCAGUUGAAUCUUGAAGACUUCUCUGACGAAAAACUAAGGUUUCGUUUGGUGAAAAGCUCUUGUAUCUUAUAUAACAUAUUUGGAUAUUACAUCCAGUACCUGCCUUUGGUUGAUAGGUACAUUAGUAAUAGCAAGGCAAGUGUGAAAUUAGAGCUUGAAGAACUUUCAAAGCUUACAAAGUGGGAGCAUCAUAGUUAUCAUGCAUUAAUGGACUCAUCUAAAAGAACUCGCCAGAAGCUGCAGAAGCUUGUACAGAAGUUUAAUGACAUGCUGCAGCAGCCUAUCAUGGUUAUUAUAAACAAGGAAGUGUCAAGUUCAGGAACUGAUGCUCCAACCCUUCCUGUGCUUACACGUCAUGGUUCUGGGACUAAUCCCAAUUGGCUACUUGAAGGGAUAGAUCUUGACAAGCUUAGCACCUCUAACAGGACUUUCUGGGGAAGUCAUUGGCCAAAGAAGGUUAUAUCCAUUCUGGAACAUUUUGGGUCUGAUAUUCAGCAAGUUGAUUUUGUUAACAUUUUUGAACAAACAGAAGAACAACUGCGACUCAGUAUUCGGAGAAUGAAGAAUAUGCUAUGUUCUUUCUGCUAUGAAGAUAUUAUGGACAGUGUUCAGGAGCCAUAUGAGAGGGGCUUGAAACAAGUUAAUGAUAUCUUUAUAUGCAGCACUCAGCUUGUUGAUCUCUGCAAACAGAAAACCUACAAUGUGAAGAAAAGGAGAGCUUUUGCUAGUCUUCUGAAGGUCCUAGAAAGAAGUGGAUUGUCCAAGCAUAAGGUUGAGCAUGAUACACACAGCUGGUUUCUUCAGCCUGCCUUUGAAGUGCAGCACUUCCUUCAUCUCGAGGAACUUUCUACUGUAUCUUCCUGUGAGAUCAAUCAUGGUUCUGUUGGUGCAAACAUUGAAUCAAUGUGGAGAAUAGUCAAUCUGUACUACUACAGGAAUUGGGCAAUGAUGCAGCAGUUAAAUGCAGUUAGAGUGAAGUUCCACAAAGAUUUGACUGUUGAACAGGUUGAGUCAUCAACAUCUUUCAUUGGGCAUCUUAUACUGAUCCAGCAACAUCAUAGGGUGCUUGCAUAUGGACUUUCAAGCAAGCUUCAGAGUUUGAGGAAGCUUCUAUCACCAAUGGAAAUACAUGGUCUUGGCCUUAGUGCUACUUUUGAUCUCACUCAUGAGCAACAUGCAACUUAUAAAUCAAUGUGGCAUCAAAAGACGGUCUUUGAUAAUCUAUGCCAAAUGUUUAGGGAGUCAUUGUUGUUGCUUGGGAAUAUUAAAGGCGUUCAUCUUAGCAGCUGUGAUGGAGUGAGGGAUGAUGUUAAUGGGUUUGUGACUUUGAUUGAGAAAUUUGCUCCUAUUGUUCAGCAAUCCAAGGCUUUGCUAGACAAGUAUCUUCUUUGUAAUGAUAGCGUUCUCACUGCUCCUCCUAUGCAUCCUCUCCUUAUUACAAAGCGAAUGGAGGAGUUUGUGAUUCAAAACUUUGAAGUCUUGAGUGAGAUUGAAAAGGGCAUUCAGAUGAUUGCUGGGGGGAACUUAGAACCUGAAUCUGGGAAAGAUUGCCUCAUAAGACAGCUCAUGAACAUCAUUGACAAGGGUAAGGAGAUAAAGAUGGAGUUCAACCUUGAUAAGGGGCCUGAGGGUCAACCAGAAAAGGUGCAGAGUCAAGAGACUUCAUUUGUUGAGAACCUCAAAGAACUGGGUGGUUCAUUUAUGGAGUCACUUGAAAGGACUCUAAAAGAAGUGAUGGGUGCUUUUGAAAAUAAUUUCUCCUUGCAUGAAGAUUAUGCUCUGGCUGAUGAGUGGAUGUCGGGAAAUAUUUCCAAGUUAGGUUGCUUAUUUAAGCAGAAAAUGGAAGACUUAAAUUUGGAUACUAUUGGUGAUGCACUUCAGUGCACAAUCAUUUCCGCAGGCAAACUUGUAGAUUAUGCUGAUGAUAAGUUAUCUAAGAUGUGCUCUAGAUUGCGAAUUCAUUUGAAGAGUCUUUUUCUGUUGGUGGACAUGGCUUUGUGUGCUGGAGAGAGAAUCUUGUUCGAAUUUCUCAUCUUCCACAGAAGUGUUGCAGAGUUGACUUCCAUGCUUGCAGAUGUCUUCUUGUCGAUGUACAUGGAAGGGUUUGGAGUGGCAGAAAUUGAUCAAGAUGAGGCUAGCUCUGGUGCCAAAUACCAGGAUGCGACUGGAACAGGUAUGGGGGAGGGUGAAGGAAUUACUGAUGUAAGCAAUCAGAUAGAUGAUGAAGAACAGCUGCUUGGUGUUUCUGAUAAAAGUAAAGGAGGAACUGAUCCCGGAGAUCCUGUACCUAGUGCCAAUGACAUGGGAAUAGAAAUGGAGCAACAUUUUGAUGGUGAUACCUUCAGCCUUAGUGAAGAUUCUGAGGAACAUGAGAGUGAAGGUGGUGAUGAUGACAACUUGGAAUCUGUAAUGGGACAAACAGGAGAUGAUAAUGAAAUAGUUGACGAGAUGCCGUGGGACAAGGAUAAAGAUGCUUCUCCUGAUGACAAGAAGGAAAAAUAUGAGAAGGGGCCAUCUGUCAAAGAGUCAGAUUCAACCAUCAAAGAACUUGGGGCUAGGGAUGAUUCUUCUUCGCAUAUGGAUGAAGACAAGGGUCUGGACAAUGACAAACUCACCAAGCAGCAAGAGCAAGAUGUUGCAACUGACGGUGGCAGUGAAACUUCGGAGGAUAGGAAUAUGGAAAAGGAAAAUGCAUGUAUUGAUCAUGCAGGUAUUAAUUAUGAUGAGGAAGAGUUCAAUUUGGGAGAUAUGGAAGCAAGUGAAGACAGUGCCCCAAAUGGAGCUGAGGGAGAGGACUUGGCUCCUGAUGAAACUGUUGAUCAAUCACAUGAACUUGAGGGUAAGGAUGAAGAUAUGAUUGAGGCAAAUUCAUCUGAAGAUGGUUCCAAUCCUAGGAGUGAAGAUGAAACUGCAGCUGUUGAAGAUCUGUCUGCAGGCACCCUUGAAAAGGGAAGUGAUGAAGGAAAGCAACUGGAUCAGGCAAAUGUUGCUGAUCAGCUGGUGCACAACACAAAUUCUGCUGAUGAAGUGAAUGGUAGUGAUUCCCUUGAAUCAAGCCAGGGACCAGAAUUACAGAUGGGAAAUGGCAAUCAAUUUCCACACAUGCCUGAUGGGGUGCCAAAAAAUGACGUUCCUAAUUCUCAAGGUUUGGUUGCUUGCACUAGCAAGAAUGGGGACAUGACUGCAGGCCAAGCCAUGGAACAUCCAUCAGUUGCAGAAUCAGUUCCACUUUCAAAUAAAACCCGCCCAAACCCCUGCAGGAGUAUGGGUGAUGCCUUGAAAGAAUGGAAAGAGAGGGUAAGAAUGGUGUCAGAGACUGACACGAAUAAAAUGGAUCAGCUUAGUGAAACUGGUGAUGAAACUGGUGAUGAAUUUAGGUUUGCCUCUGAGCUUGAAAAAAGCACCUCCCAGGCUCUUGACUCCGCUACUUCUGAUCAGAUAGAUCAUAAAGUCAACUUGAAAAAUUCCUCAUCAGUGAAAGAAGAUCUUGAUGACCAAAUGAUUGAGUCAAGUGGUUCAUAUGCAGAAAAAAAUUAUCUACCUACACAAGAAGUUUUGCCUUCCUUCCAUCUUGCUAGAGAAGAAAGAACUAAUGUCCUUCCUGAGCCAGAAUGCUCAGGUGCCGUUUAUGAUGGAAUUGAGUCGCCACAUGCUGAUGAACGCAUAAGGAGCAGUUCAGGAAAUAUAGUUUUUGUUACAAAUCCCAAUUUUAAAGAUGGUCUCUCCGAACUUGAAAAUCAUCCAAUGAAUCAUUCAGACUUGAACAAAAUGAGGAAAGAUGUUGCUGAACUGUCACAUGAUGUUACGCAUAAUGCCAACAAAAUUUGGGCGAGGUAUGAAAAAAUUACUGGCUCACUGUCUCAGGAAUUGGCCGAGCAACUACGGCUGGUUAUGGAACCUACUUUAGCUAGCAAACUUCAAGGAGACUAUAGAACUGGAAAGCGGAUAAAUAUGAAGAAGGUUAUUCCAUAUAUUGCUAGUCACUUUCGAAAGGAUAAGAUAUGGCUGAGGCGGACUCGACCUAGCAAACGGGAUUAUCAAGUCGUUGUUGCAAUUGAUGAUUCCCGCAGUAUGGCUGAAAGCCAAUGUGGCCAUAUUGCAAUUGAAGCAUUGAUUACAGUCUGUCGUGCCAUGUCACAACUUGAAGUUGGACAAGUGGCAGUUGCUAGUUUUGGGGAGAAAGGGAAUAUACAAUUGCUUCAGGAUUUUCAUCAGCCAUUUACGUCUGAAGCUGGAAUCAAGAUGAUUUCAAGUUUAUCAUUCAAGCAAGAUAAUUCCAUUCUAGAUGACCCCAUGGUCGAUCUUUUGAAUUACCUGAAUGGCAUGCUAGAUGCAGCAGUGAUAAAUGCACGUCUUCCAUCCGGACAGAACCCAUUGCAACAACUUAUUUUGAUCAUAGCAGAUGGCCGGUUCCAUGAGAAGGAGAAUCUGAGGCGUCGUGUAAGGGAUGCUUUGAGCCAAAGGCGAAUGAUUGCCUUUCUUAUUGUUGACAGCCCACAUGAAUCUAUCAUAGAUGUCCAGUCGGUCUCUUUCUUAAAUGGUUCCCCAACCUUCUCCAAGUACCUUGACACAUUUCCAUUCCCAUACUACAUCAUCUUGAGCAAUAUUGAGGCCCUCCCACGAACUCUCUCUGGUUUGCUCAGACAGUGGUUUGAACUUAUGCAGAUAGCAGAUGAAUAAUUUGGGGAAUACUGUGAGCAAAAACGCUUUGUUUUGGUUGGCCUAUCAGGGUUUUCUCAUGGCAAGGGUGUCUCCGGUUGCAAAGCAUCUUAAGAUGGUAGUUAUUAGGGUUUGUACAUCCUUUGCUUGUUCAGAAGGUCUAAUGACACUUAGUCAUUGCAUUUAUAAACAUCUAAGCUCUUGUAUGUACAGUUAUUUAUAUUUGUACGCUUGCCUAUUUGAUGCUUUAGUGAUAAAUAUUUUUUUAUUAAUGUAUAUAAUUUUAAUUUUCA